GAAGCGAAUCGGAAAGUUUUCUCGCAACGCGGCAACAGGACGCAGUCAGCCGCAUAAAUUGAUAAAUACCUGGACACGCUGGUUUUCGCUGCCGCUUUCGUUGACUGCUCCUCUGUGGUGUUCCUUGGAUUCAGAAUAACUAUUUCGUGUACUUUUUUGCAAGAUGCCGUUGAAUCUGGGUGAAGUUGUGCCGGAUUUCGAGUCAGAGACCAACGAAGGCCCCAUCAAAUUCCACGAAUGGCUGGGAAACAGUUGGGCCAUUUUGUUUUCCCAUCCUCGCGACUACACCCCAGUGUGCACCACGGAACUGGGGCGCGCUGCGAAACUGGCGCCGGAAUUCCAGCGGCGCGGCGUGAAAAUGAUUGCCCUGUCUUGUGAUGAUGCUGAAUCGCAUCGCGGCUGGAUUAAGGAUUUAGAGGCGUACUGCGGCGUUGGCAGCGGGAAGUUUCCUUAUCCGAUCAUCGCUGAUCAUGAUCGCACGUUGGCGGUGAAGUUCGGCAUGCUGGACCCGGAUGAGCUGAACAACGAGGGCAUGCCACUGACGGCCCGCGUCGUCUACGUUAUCGGGCCUGAUCACAAGGUCAAGACGCUGAUUCUGUACCCCGCCACUUCUGGACGCAAUUUCGAUGAGAUCCUGCGCAUUAUCGACUCCCUGCAGCUGGUGGCCAAGCAUAACGUGGUGACGCCGGUGGACUGGAAGAGCGGCGACAAGGUGAUCGUGCCGCCCACGGUGCCGGCCGCGGACUUAGCUAAGAACUAUCCCAAGGGCGUGGAAGUCCAGCCGCUGCCCUCCGGCAAGGAGUACCUGCGCUAUACGCCACAGCCCUGAACUGAACGAACGCUCAGCGGUCUGCCGUGGACAGAGUCAGCCGACAAUCCAGUGUUCCCUUUCUUAUCCAGUUAAAACUUUCAUUUUGCGAUAGUAGUUACUAGUUAUUGUUUGGUUAAAAAUUAAACUGGCUUUCAUUCACACUGGUAACUGCACAAGUUUUAAUAACAUUUUAUCUGUUUCUAAUUUGCUUGUUUAUUCUUUGAUGGCGAUUUUAGACGUGACAUGGCUUAAUAAAAAACGUUUCCAUG
Molecule: messenger RNA, 1080 nt
Organism: Paramacrobiotus metropolitanus
Lineage: Eukaryota; Metazoa; Tardigrada; Eutardigrada; Parachela; Macrobiotidae
Product: peroxiredoxin-6-like
Exons: 4
Coding region: 164-829 (221 amino acids)
Biological process (GO): cell redox homeostasis; cellular oxidant detoxification
Cellular component (GO): cytosol; mitochondrion
Molecular function (GO): peroxiredoxin activity
Source: RefSeq, a predicted model, not a curated record